AUGGACAGCCCAAAGAAAGAGAAUGCAGUCAGAGACGUACUCAGCCCAGUUUUUUCUCAUCCAAAUAAAGGUGUCAGCGAUAUAGACCAGAGCUUUGCUGUUAUUGGCAGUAAGCAUCAUUACAGCCGGGCUGUCUGCGGUACCUCAGAAGAUGGUGCUUAUUCUUCAUCCGAAUCUCUCGAAAGAACCUCCUCACCAGCGAGAAAACGCAGAAAGGCGACCCGAAAUGGAGCGAAAGAACUACCACAUGGAUCAAGAAUUGCAGAACAACGUGACGAACUCGUUCAAUCCGUCAUCAUCCUUGGCAGCAAGGUUGACCCUUCACCCCCAGCAUACCGUGAUUGGCUGCUAUUAAAGUCAGAAAAUCUUCAAGAACGUUUGGACGAAGGGUUGCAAAAGUUCAUGGACGAAAUGGACGGCGGCCACUCUCCAUGCAUGCACCUAGAUCCACCAGCGACGUCCCCAUCUUAUGUUUAUACCAUGAACAACAAAGGCUCACCUAACAGCAGCAUGAAUUUGGAUAAACAGUGUUUAGACUCGCCGCCCGUACUGUCGCCAGGAGCUUCAAUUUCGCCCGUGCCUUCAUCUGUAUCUACGCCUCGAGUUUCAUCCAAGAAGUCGCCAUUCAUUAAACGGGAACAGAGCACAAAAAGCGAGGCGACUUAUUCAGAGCGUCGGGUUUCGCCGAAAUUCAGACGCGUCGAUCGCUACUGGGAUGCGACAGAACAGAAAUACAUAACCAUGGAACCCGCAGCAGAGCCUAGCCAUCGCGAUGCCGCUCAAGUAGAGAAUGCCUUUUUCGUGAUCCGUCGAGAUUUGAAUUGCGACAAAGUCCACGUUAAAACUACUGUAGAGAUCAGAGACAGCUCGCUCAGACGAUGCCUCCAAAACGUCAUAGGAAAUAUCUCUGGUGUCAACUUUGCCGAGGGCAAUCCUGUACUUGAUCCAAAGACUUUGUUUCUCUACCUGGAUGAUUUCCGAAGCCAUUACGAAUUGGCGGAAGCCACACUCUAUAACAUAAAUGGGUGUCGGCCGAAGGAAAAGUGGGAUGAGAUUUUCGAAAAGAGGAGAUGUCUAGGAAUUCUUAUCGAAUACCUGGAACAAGAUUUUGCAGAAGCCAAAAGGAAUCUCGAUUCAAUGCUGAGCAAAGGAGUCAUAACAUUUGACUUAUCGUGGGCACUCUGGAAGCCCUCUACGCUGAUAUACUCGCCUACCUAUCGAUACCAUGACGUUCCCAGUGUGUCUGUAGUGAGUUGUACAGACAAACGGAAGAGCCAGUCUUCAACAGACUCGCAAUAUUCUGUGGACUCUAUAUUUGUCGACUUUGACGGCAAAACGCUUGCCUACAAGCCAUUGAAGAGAGAGAUUCAGCAUUUCAAUGGUGCCGUCAACAUCACCAACCUUCCGUUCUACCCACUUCAAUACCAUAAAGACGAAGUCCAAAUUCGCCGUUCAUUAAUCGAACGCGGAGCCAAAUUUGUAUCACUUCAAGGAAUACAUCACAAAUCAUUUACGGGGAUCGCGUUCCAGCUGGUCGACGGUAAAAAUGAGACAAUGGCAAGAUGUCUCGAGGAACAGAGCAGGAUAAUGGUAGAUCCAGUGGGCUUUCGAAAAGCACAUCCGGAGUUUUUUAAGAUAAGAGACUUGCCGAGCCAAUAUACGACUGAUGACGAAACUUUCAACGACGGUGUCCAACCCCAGAGUCUCAUGGACCUAUGUACUGAAACGGCGGCGGAUGACCAGCAUAACCUUGCAAGCGAUGUGGAAUUAAUCAACGACUCACACAUCAGCUCAAACACAUCACCACAGAGGGAGUACACGAAAAAAGCAAAUCUAGAGAUGGCAACGAACAACCUUUUGCUUAUAUGCUCCCCCGUUGUAGUGGGAUAUUCUCUUGCUAGCUUGGAAUGGCUAGAGUUUGAUGUGCGUGGAAUCGAAGAAGUCAAUUGGAAUGAGGAAGCAUGGGAUUCUCUUGUACUUGAUGAGAAGAUGAAAGAGUUGAUAAAGGCUUCCGUGGCGUCUCGCGUCUUUAACUCGGCAUUUGACGUCAAUAACCAAUUGCUGGCGAAGAGGAAAGGGUUGACCAAAAAAUAUGACUACCUUGGCGCCGAACGGAAUAAUUUGGUAGCCACCGUUUCACGGCACCUAGAGUCUUUUCGAGGCAUCAUCUUCUUAACAUGCAAUACCAUCCAGAUCAAGGUAUUCGAAGAGGCAUAUCAAUCGCGGAUUGACUUUGUCCAAAAGUUUGAAAAGCCAGACAGAAAAGGUAAAAGCAUCAUCCUCGAGCGAGCCAUUCGCCGAGUUACGGGUCAGGAUCUCUGGAAGACCGAGGCAUUCAGUGAUAAAGACUAUGGGAAACUCGUGGAGAACAACCUCAGUGGCCGCGACGUUGAGCGAGCAGUUGAGCUGGCCCUGAGUUUGGCAGAGGCGAGAAAGGAGGCGCUCGGGGUACGGCAUUUGCGGGAUGUCAUGGAUAUGCAAGAGAAGUUUAGGUGCGAUUUUGGAAGGAAGGAUUAUCGGGAUUACUUUUCCUAG
Messenger RNA from Trichoderma gamsii, 2535 nucleotides. RefSeq lists its product as hypothetical. The transcript has 4 exons. The record is from RefSeq and is a predicted model, not a curated record. The coding region runs from base 1 to 2535 and encodes 844 amino acids. Lineage: Eukaryota; Fungi; Ascomycota; Sordariomycetes; Hypocreales; Hypocreaceae.